AAAUUUUGCAUUGUAUUUUUUAGUUUGGUGUUGUGUUUUUAAGUUUUAAGGCUUAAACUGAAGAAGAAGAAGAAAAAAGAAAAAGACGGUGAGCUCAAACUGUUUGUAAAAAAUCCUCAGAGAAAGAAGACUUAAUGCAUUGGUUGGUAAAUUAGAAUGUAACCUUUUUAGUGGUAACUUUUCCCCAAGUAUAUUCAUGAUGCUUAAAUUUAAAUUUCUGGUCUUCUGCUAUUUUUGGUGACGUUUCUUCUUUCCAGUUUUCGAAUGAGAUGGUGCAUUGACACUACUGAAUACUCUUGAAAUUGAUAUAUACGUCGGAGUUGCUUAAAAAAUUGCUAACCGUAAAAAAUCUGGAAUAUGCAUAGCCGUUGUGAAGUUGUGGAGGAUAAUUUUCAAGAGAAAGCAGUAGACUCGAAUGAUACAACUAUUCCAACCCAUAAACAAGUAAAAAAAGCCCAAGGCAGAGUGAACAUCCCGUUUGCCUGGGUGUGUCGAGGAGCUCAAGGAAGGGUUGAUCGGUUUGCUGAGUUUCGAGAAGAAGAUCGUAGGUGGCAAGCGAUCUUGUCUGAGGAGAAUCUUCGUGGUAGCUCUUUGUGGAGUCAGGUUCCUCGUCAUCCUGAAGGCAAACGAAAUUUUGCAGACCUUCUUAUGGCUGGAGAAAUGUUUCGUCUAAAUCUGACAGGCUUUGGGGCUAUGGAACGCCUACGAGCACGUAAGAAGCAGGCAAUUGCAUCGUCAAGUGCUGAGAAUGAUGUUGUCAAUGAAGUUCCUCCUCUUCCUCUUCCUACUGCUGGAAAGACUCAGAAGAACAAGAAGAAGCGGACUUCUCCAACUGAUUCGUCUGACUGGUUUGCUGAGAAGAUAGAGCUUUCUUUUCCGUCAUCCGCCUCAGCACAUUCUGAGUUUCGUCCUCACCUUGAGGAGGUUAAUAAGCUACUAUGGCCUGAGGACAAAGACAGGUUUGAUCAGCUUGGAUCAAAGUCAUCGCUUUCUGCUUCCAUUUCUCACGUCUUUCAGGGUAUGCAAGGCCUUAUGUGGGCCAAUGAGAAGAUUCAAGAACUAGAAAAACAAGUGAAAACAUUGAACCGUCAAAAUGUUGAUUUUCGGUCUGAGGUCAAGGGAUUGAAGACUUGUAAAAAAGACCUUGAGAAACUUAACGGGGAUCUCAAGACCCAAUUAGAUGCCAAGGAGCUAGAUGCUAGUCGCCUACAACCUACUUUGGAUACUUUGGCCAAUGUUCGAACCAAGGUUGAUAUGUUAGAAGGUCGUUUGACUGAUAUUGCCUUAGAGACUGAGAUCCAGUGUCGUGGUCAGAUGGCGAUUGACUUUCGUGAUGGGAAGACUGAUUCCUGGAAUGUAAGUCAGUUCAUAGCCGACUAUGAAGAACUGCAACAAAUGAGGGUUGAAGAGGCUAUUCAAGCUAACAAUCUGGCUGUCUCCUUUGGAGACAUGACUACAGGCGAUCUUGGGCAGGAGGAUUGAUUUCUGAUCCUUGCUUGAUUUAGUAUUUCUUUGUCGUAGAAGCCUUUUCUUAUUCUUCUGUUUUUUAUAUGUUUUCUACGAUUGCACAAACUUUUUAUAAGUUGUUGUAUGUUGUUGUAAUUUCUUUCUAACAAGAUUAUGUCGGUAGUAGUUGGUCUAGCUUGAAUGGCAGGCUGGCAGUCUUGAUGGUUAUGAAACAAUCUUGUAUUUUGGCUCAAAGUAAUCUUGUAUCCUACAUAUUUUUCUUUAUAUUAAAAUGACUAGAAGUAUUAUCUUACUUUUCA
Humulus lupulus (European hop) is the source of this 1766-nucleotide messenger RNA. RefSeq lists its product as uncharacterized. The record is from RefSeq and is a predicted model, not a curated record. The transcript has 5 exons. NCBI's taxonomy places the organism in Eukaryota, Viridiplantae, Streptophyta, Magnoliopsida, Rosales, Cannabaceae. The coding region runs from base 358 to 1482 and encodes 374 amino acids.